This is a messenger RNA of Gadus chalcogrammus (walleye pollock), 2625 nucleotides long. Its product is annotated as transcription factor JunD-like. Gene Ontology annotation, cellular component: transcription regulator complex. Gene Ontology annotation, molecular function: DNA-binding transcription factor activity, RNA polymerase II-specific; RNA polymerase II cis-regulatory region sequence-specific DNA binding; transcription factor binding. The record is from RefSeq and is a predicted model, not a curated record. The coding region runs from base 364 to 1185 and encodes 273 amino acids. Gene Ontology annotation, biological process: regulation of cell population proliferation; regulation of transcription by RNA polymerase II; regulation of cell cycle. NCBI's taxonomy places the organism in Eukaryota, Metazoa, Chordata, Actinopteri, Gadiformes, Gadidae. The transcript has a single exon.
AGUUUACCCUCCCUCUCCAUGGCGACAGCCCUCCGCUCUGCGCACGUCCCGUCAUUUAAAUAAAAUGGGCAAAACGCUGUUUCUGCCCAAUCUGCGAUCCAGAGUGACGUCACGGAACAGGCGAGGACACAAAACUAGUUGGCAUCGCGCGCGGCAGGGCAUACGAACCAAGACAGAGACGUGAACGGUGGUGGAUAUAAAACAUAAAAAGCCAAAUCGCCGAGGGCUGACAUUUUAGGAGAGAAGAACCGAGAACACUAACCACUUUCGGUUUCUUUUUUAGGUAAUGGUCGCCACCAAAUUUUGAGAGUGUGCUGCGCAUAAACAAAUCGGGAUUUUCCAUUGGGAUUCUCCGUGUUUAACAUGAUGAAGAAGGAUAUUAACUUGAGCCUGGCGGAUGACGCCAACCUCAAGCCACAUCUGCGCGAGGCGGAGAGUAUCUUGAAUUCCCCGGACCUGGGGCUUCUCAAACUAGCCUCCCCGGAGCUGGAGAGGCUCAUCAUCCAGUCCAACGGGAUGGUCACGACCUCGCCGACCACCCAGUUCCUUUACCCGAAGACGGUCACCGACGAGCAGGAGUUCGCCGAGGGAUUCGUCAAGGCACUGGAAGACUUGCAUAAGCAGAACCAGCUAAAUGGGGGGGCGUGCGUCCAGAACAACAUGGAUAUGGGCACCAAUAUUGCCCCGGUGAAUGUCCAGCCGGACCUACCGGUUUACACGAACUUGAACAGUUACGGCAGCGGGCCGUUGGGGACCACCGUCAACUACACCACGGACACCGUCACCUUUCCACCACCUCCGUCGCAUCAUCACAUGGGGGGGACCCCGCCACAUCCGCCGCUGUCAAGGGUCCAGGCACAGAAGGACGAGCCCCAAACGGUUCCCGACGUCCAGAACUUCGGCGACAGUCCCCCCCUUUCGCCCAUCAACAUGGACUCCCAGGAGCGUAUCAAAGCCGAGCGGAAGAGGCUGCGCAACCGGAUUGCCGCUUCCAAGUGUCGGAAGCGCAAACUCGAGCGAAUCUCUCGGCUAGAGGACAAAGUGAAGUCUCUGAAAAGUCACAACUGCGACCUCGCGUCCACGGCCAGUGUGCUGCGGGAGCAGGUGUCCCAGCUCAAACAGAAGGUGCUCUGCCAUGUCACCAGCGGUUGCCAGCUGUUGCCGCAUCAGGUGCAGGUCCACUAGCCGCCUGCGGGUCCAUCUUGCGGCGCGACCAGCAUAUAAGCUUUUCUUCUAGACUUUUCAGCUUGAAUGACAUGUAGGUCUACAUAGGGCCGAAGUGUUUUUGUACAUUUGCCAGGACUGAGCUCUACGACUACACAGACCACCCAAACCUGGACAAAAUCGCAAAUGACAUGUGUUUUAUGUCCCCGUUUGUUUAAUUUAUGUGUAUUUAUAUGUGCCCAUUUAUGGCAUGAGGUAUUCACAUAUUUGCCAUGUUUUUUCUGUAGUCCUGUGUGAUGCAAAAUGUGUAUGUUGUUGACAAACCUUAAUGUUGUCAUUGGGCGCAGGGUAUCAGUGUUAGUUUUUUUGCACUUAUAGGCUGUCUGUUACAAAAAAGUGUUUAGUUGUUUUGAAUGUGAAACAUUGUCAUUUUUCUAUGAACUUUUCUUUCAAUUAUAUUAAUACAUCGCGUUUUGUUCUAAUAAUAAAGUUGCUUGGUAAAAACAACAACUAGGUCCCUUGCCAGACACAUUUUUACUUAGUAAAGUGUUUUCUUUUUAAAGUAUAAGCUUUACGUUGUGUUUACAGACUCAGCAUUGUGGUUGUUGGAUAACAGGCUAAAAUGCCAGUAGGCCUACUUUUGGCCACACAUUUGAAGUCAUACCUACGUACCUAAAGAUUUCCGUCGAUGAUCAAAGCUGGAUCAUCGUUGACAUGUGAAUUCGGGCUGGAAGUCGGUGGUCUUCUAAGACCGUAUGCCCGCCGCUGUCUAGUAGCCUACUCUAUAUUAGUGUUGUCUACCGCCCUCUGUCGACUGUUAAAUAAAUGGAAAUAGAAAUAUAACACAUAAUUAAUUGAUAAUCAGACCAACCGAUACAGCGCGUUCCAUUAGUGGUGUUGUUAAUGGAUAACAAAUGGUUGGAUGCAACAGCAAUCUUGUAAAUCUCUCUAGAGACUGGGCUCUAGUUUACACACACACACACACACACACACACACACACACACACACACACACACACACACACACACACACACACACACACACACACACACACACACACACACACACACACACACACACACACACACGUACACACACAAUUGCCCCACAAGUUGUGAAACUUUUACAAACUAUUGUUAUAUCUUAUCUAUAUGCAAUGUAUUCGGAGCAGUAAAAGAUGGUUAGCGUUCUUGCAUACCACACACCAGAUUAGACAGGCAGAUUGAAUCCAGUAAAUUUAGCACUGGAUAUACAUUUGUGAAUUGUGACAUCAAAUCAACAUGUGAUAACAGGUCACCAAAUAUAUCAUGCAACACUACAUGUGAUAAAGACGGGCUCGUAUGGCUAGGUAGGAGUUUGAUGAAUCUAGAACAUAGAAUAUGGAUGAAUUAAUCAUUAUUUCAUUGACUACACGUCUAGAAUACCAAAAUGCACCUUUUUUCGAAAAAAAUAUAUUUUAA